Molecule: messenger RNA, 5157 nt
Organism: Nothobranchius furzeri (turquoise killifish)
Lineage: Eukaryota; Metazoa; Chordata; Actinopteri; Cyprinodontiformes; Nothobranchiidae
Source: RefSeq, a predicted model, not a curated record
UUAAUUGCACUAAUAGAGCGCCCAAGGAGUCUCCACUUCAUUUUUUUCGGUAAGUAAAAUUAUAUUUAUGUAUUUUAGGUCACUGCCGCCUUUUUACUAGCUGAGUUAAUCAAAGUAGCUAGCUAACUAUCAUUUUAACAUGUAGCAUGUACUGUUUAGACAUGAAAUUUAGAUGUAAAAUACAGUACAAUAAUUAAUAGGGCAUAUGUCGAUGGGUAAAAGGGUAAAACCCAGUGCAUUUAACAUAAAAAUGGGUUGAAAUAUGACAAGGAGCUCUUGGAGGGACACUUCUGUGUUCCAUUCUUCCACCCGGUUCUCCCCAGCGGUCAGCCCGGUGCAUGUCUGACCAAUGCGGCGCCUAGCUAUGGCUUCCACCCCUGCCCCGACAGACGGGUCGGAACCGAAGGCUAAAGAGGCUGCAUCCCGCCUAUGCCCGGCGUCAUGUGGAGCUCUCUGACUCGGAGAGAGACCUGUCCGCAGAAAUACUGCAGCUCGGUGAGUUGGUUGAUAGUGCUUGAUGUUAGUCUCCAGAAGUCUGUAUGCCAGGGGCGGAUUUAGGACUGAAGAAUAUCCGGGGCUUAAGACACACGCGCGCGCACUCACUCACGAGCGCGCACACACACGUGACACGCACUAGUCAACAUCAUAUAUGUCUUGUACCACAUAAUUUCUAAUCUGAAGCUACAUAUUAAGCAUUUUCAGUGCAGAGUAUUGUUCCUGUUAGUGUUUAGUGUGAGAUGAUAGUAAAUAUUCCCUUUCUUUCUCCAUCAACUUUACCUGAUAAGCACUUUAGGCAAACCAGCAGCACAACAAAUAUUUUCAAAUAAGACUCACAAACCUGAGUCAACACCAGUCUCAUCAUAGCUGGGGUUCUGUUGCGGUACUUUUUGUCUAAAAAACGUUCUUAUGUCCAUCUUCACUCAUGCGUUUCAGGCAGAGAGUGUAGAAGAAGCCGGCUGCUGAAGGGCUUCUUCUUCAGUGGUGGAGGCUCAGGCAGGCUGUAUACAAACUACUGCCAGCUGCUCCCUCUCUGUUGGACUUUGGUACUGCAUGUUACUUCCGCGAUUCAGAUCUGGGGCUUUCCAUGAAACAUCCGGGGCUUCAGCCCAAGUAACCGGGCCUAACGCCACCCCUGCUGUAUGCCAUCAGAUAAACUCACUCUUUUUUUUCUGGUGCGGCUUAUAUUGGGGUGCGCUCGAGUCCGUAAAUUACGGUAAGUAUUUUAAACCCAUAUGCUUAAGUAGCUCUUUGUAUGAAGUUUUCCUCUAGGUGAUCCAGAGAGGCUUGACCUUUGGGUAAGCAACCAAAGAAGAGAGUGCUGGACUCCCAAUUCAUACUCCCGCUUGUGCAGUGAACACUUUGAGAGUCAUCACUUCACCACGGACUCCAGGGGGAGACUUUGCCUGAAGGACACAGCUGUACCUACAAUCUUCUCGUCCUUUAAGGUAAAAAAAUCUCUUCCAAGCAGGAAAGAACUGGUAAGUAGGAAUGACAAGGUAAGUUUUGAGAAGGUUGCAGAUGUAGAUGCAGGUGUAGACAGUGCCAUAAAAGUUGCUGUUGAUCUGAGCAAUAUAAUGAUGUGUGAAGACUCACCUCAAGAGGUCUUUGUUGCUCAAAAUGUAACACAUGAUGACAUUCCUCUGCAAGCAAUUGAGAUACUGCUCAUUUUGGUCACAGUGUUCAACACCAGAAUGACUCAGACUCUGGUCAGUUUAACGCUGUGCCAUUACAGCCAAACAGCAUCCUGAGUGACCAUUGCUAUCAAAUCACAGUCUCCCAAAACGCUUAAAAGUAGAGUUCUAUCAGCAAAUGAAAAGGUAAGCGUAGUUCAGAAAAAGCUUAGAUUGCAAUCCCGGAAGACAAGGAGACUGAAGGCAAGAAUUUCUUCUUUGAAAAGUGUCACCAAAAUUCUUCAGAAGAAACUUUUAAUAUCAACUGAAUGUGCCUCUCUUCUUGAUGGUUUGGAUGGUGUUCCAAAAGAGUUGUUUCAGAAAAUGAAUCAGAAGAAAAGAUCGCCUUUUUCUGAAAACUUGAAGCAAUUUGCAACUACACUGCAUUUUUACUCUCCUAAGUUUUAUGACUAUGCUAGAAAACACUCAGUCGGCUUUGCCUCAUCCGCAGACCAUUCGCAACUGGUACAGUAGUGUCUGCAGAUCCUGGUUUUACUCUUUCUUCAUUUACAGCUUUAAAAAGACAUGUUCUUGAGAAAAAGAAGGAAGGAAAAGAAACUGUUUGCUAAUUGAUGUUAGAUGAAAUUUAUAUUCAUAAGCAAACUGAGUUUGAUGGGAACCAGAUUCAUGGCUAUGUUGACAUUGGAGCUGGUGAGAUUGAAAAUGUUGUUGCAACACAAGCAUUGGUCAUCAUGGUUGUUGCCAUCAACGAGUCUUGGGAGCUCCCGAUUACCUACUUUCUUAUCAACAGCAUGAAUGGGAAAGAAAGAGCUAGCCUCAUUCAAGAGAGUCUGUGUAGGCUUCAUGACAUCAGAGUUAGGGCUGUAUCCUUGACAUGUGAUGGCCCCUCCCAAAACACGGCCAUGAUCAGGGAGCUUGGUGCCAAUCUGGACAUAAUGGACAUGAGAUCAUACUAUGUCCAUCCAGCAGAUCACACACAGAAAAUCCAUGUUCUUUUUCUAACUUCGUUCGGUGUUUCACUAUGGGAAUCGCCCUGGCGUGACCAACUACGGAAGCUCCAAUGACAUCACGUCUGUCCCUGACAGACUGGUUGCGCCGUGCCCAGGCUCCGCCCACCCAGUAUAUACACAGCCAACCAACCCCUCCUACUCAUUCUCGCUUUCUUCCCGUGAGAAACUACAAUUUGCUCCCUCAGCGAUUUUCAGACUAUCUUUGGUUAGUUGCUUAACUGUUCCCAGGCGUAACGUCAGGAUACGUCGCCGAACGCAGUACCAACACAGUCUGGAUUUGAGCUUAGUAAGUUCUUCUAGUCACUUGUCACACUUCACUAGGAACAGUCAACGCGUCACGGCGAACUGCUCCUACUGCUACUCGGUUGUCAUUGACGGAGUAGUAUUAGCGAGUGUGGCUCAAGCUAAUGCGUUGAGGCGAGCUUGUCCUGUGCUUAUUUAGCAUUUAUUUGCUAAUGAGCUACUUUGGUGCAGCUAACGUGUCACGACGAGUUGCCCUACAUAUGUAAUAUAGCUUUAGUUGCAGACUUACACCUGCUAACUAGCUUGCUAUGCUUUUUCAGACUAACGUGUCAUGAUGAGUCAGAUUGUCAGCUAUGGCUUCCAUCCCUGCCCCGACGGACGGGUCGGAACUGAAGGCUAAAGAGGCUGCAUCCCGCCUGUGCCCGGCGUCAUGUGGGGCUUCCAUUUCAGGCAGGGACCGUCAUCCUAUGUGCAUAGCUUGCAUGGGUGCUGCUCACGCCCAGGCAUUGCUGGCUAACCCGCAGACAUGCCCUCACUGCUCCUCCAUGCCGGAGAAGAUAAGGGAAAGGAGGCUAAGAGUGGCAGUGGCUAACGGCCGGGACCCAGGCCUUGGCUCGGGCACGCCUGUUGAUACAGGUGACAACCAUCAGCCACGAGCCUCCACUAACUGGGCAGAUAUGAUGGAAGAGGAGCCCCCGCUACCUCCUCUGUUCGAGGGGCUGGUGGACAGCGGGCUGCUCGAGGCGGGUGAUGACGAGGCUGGAGGUGAUGCAAACUCAGACCUCCUCGACUUGGACAUGGAAGAGGAGGAAGAGGAUUCCACCUUCCCAGUUCAACGCUCUAGGCCGUCUAGCAGCACUGGGGAGGCAUCACAGGGGGACGCCGAUCUGUACGAGGUUUGCAGACGAGCGGCGGCAAAGCUCAACAUUCAGUGGCCUGCAGCCCAAGGGGCAGAAGGGGUGGAACGAGACCUGUAUGAUGGUAAGAGGCUCCCAUUAUCCUCCGCUCCCCCCAAGCAGCUCUCCAACAGGGAGGGACACGCAUGGACGGAGACGUUUUGCCCUCAUGCUUCUCCGUCUCCUGGGGAGUGUUGCAAAACAAUUCCCGGCCAGGACAGCAGAGGGCGUAGAGCUGUUCUGUGGUAUCCUGUCAUGUAUCGGUCCAAGAUAGUGUGUUUAUAUUGUGUUUUUUCGUACAUAAGAGACUUUUUAACAGACAAAUUUGUCUCAUUUUCCUCCACCUCUUCAUGGGCUCGCCACCUCUAAACCCACGUUUCCUGUCAUUUCCGUCCACUAAUAAAACGCUUGCUGUGCAUCUUUUCACUCCUCCAGUCACGGGGAAAAAAAAACUUUCAUGUUUUUAGAGUUUUUUUGCGAGGUAUUCUUCAAGCGUCUCCGUGUCUGCAGCUAGUUAUCCUCGGCUCUUUGUUUUUGAGGGCGCAAUGGCGGCGGUGUAGACGACAGCGGCAUUCUGACCAAUCACAAGCUUGCGAGAAGCAUGAAUCAGGCUUAAGAUCAACCCUCCUAUAUUCAUGAAACCAAAGUCCAAUUGCCUUCUUUAAAAUUCCAUUUGAUGUCAUACUGAACAACAGUUGUAUUUGAUUCUAAUUUUAAUGAUUCUGUUUCAGGUGGAACUCCUGUGUGAUUCCUGUGUCCUGUUACCCAUGACCUGUUUCCGCCCGGGUCUGGAUGUGGCCUUGCUGAGUUCUCUGUAGCAAGGUUUUCUGGUGCUUGGGGCCGUUCCAGAGUGCACCUGAUCCUUGGAGGUCUAAAACUUCACAUCCCAGCACACGCACGGACACAUGCUUGUUGAUGUUUGUUGUUCAUGAUGUUUGUGGUUCAUGGUUUACAUGUUUAUAGUUGUUCAUCCCACGUUUUCUUGAUGAUUCUUGGAAAUGUUUCUUUACAGGUGCAGCAGCUAGUUGCUGUUUUUAUGUUGGUUUCCUAGUUGCUUUUAUUUUUCUCUUAUUUACUUGUUUAUCCUCUAUCAACCCUCUUUAUUCCAGAUUGGUUCAGCAUUUACAUGCUGAUGUGGCGAUGUAUAACCCAAACCAAUAUUACAAUAACAUUAAUUUUUAUUCAAGGGGAACCUCGUACACAUUAAGGCUCCUCUUGAUAGAGCAAAUCUGAUCAGCACAUUCUGACAGACAGACCACCAUUCAUCUGUCAUGUUGCUGUACAGGACAUUUCUAGAGUAUUUCUUUUUAAAGAUAAAUAGUAUUACAUUUAAAGAGCAAUACUUUCACAUUAUCAUUUUCUCACACUUUCUGUAUA